AUGUCCAACACACUUCGACCGUACCUGUCGUGUGUGAGAUCCACGCUGACAGCUGCACUGACGCUGGACAACUUUGCCUCGCAAACGGUCGAGCGCCACAACGUGCCCGAAAUCGAAGCCGCAUCCUCUCUCGAAGUUCUCCUGACACCACUCACCAUCUCGCGCAAUGAGAACGAAAAAGUGCUCAUCGAGCCGUCGGUCAACUCGAUCCGCAUCUCGAUCAAGAUCAAGCAGGCCGACGAGAUCGAGCGCAUCCUUGCGCACAAGUUUACCCGCUUCCUCAUGCAGCGCGCCGAGAGCUUCGUCAUCCUGCGCAGGAAACCCGUCAAGGGCUACGACAUCAGCUUUCUGAUCACCAACUUCCACUCGGAGUCCAUGCUCAAGCACAAGCUGGUCGACUUUAUCAUCGAAUUCAUGGAGGAGGUCGACAAGGAAAUUAGCGAGAUGAAGCUCAGCAUCAACGCCAGGGCGAGAAUCGUCGCCGAGAGCUAUUUGUCUACUUUCGCAUGA
This is a messenger RNA of Sporisorium graminicola, 510 nucleotides long. RefSeq lists its product as uncharacterized. NCBI's taxonomy places the organism in Eukaryota, Fungi, Basidiomycota, Ustilaginomycetes, Ustilaginales, Ustilaginaceae. Bases 1 to 510 code for a protein of 169 amino acids. Gene Ontology annotation, biological process: Arp2/3 complex-mediated actin nucleation; actin filament polymerization. Gene Ontology annotation, molecular function: actin filament binding. The transcript has 3 exons. The record is from RefSeq and is a predicted model, not a curated record. Gene Ontology annotation, cellular component: actin cytoskeleton; Arp2/3 protein complex.